This is a messenger RNA of Zonotrichia leucophrys gambelii, 1623 nucleotides long. It is a transcript of the gene SCO1, whose product is annotated as protein SCO1 homolog, mitochondrial. Gene Ontology annotation, cellular component: mitochondrial inner membrane. Bases 1 to 789 code for a protein of 262 amino acids. Lineage: Eukaryota; Metazoa; Chordata; Aves; Passeriformes; Passerellidae. Gene Ontology annotation, molecular function: copper ion binding; copper chaperone activity. The transcript is spliced from 6 exons. Gene Ontology annotation, biological process: mitochondrial respiratory chain complex IV assembly; intracellular copper ion homeostasis. The record is from RefSeq and is a predicted model, not a curated record.
AUGGCGGGGGCGGCGCGGCUGUGGCGGCUGCGGGCGGGCGCGGGGCUGUGGCCGCUGCCGGGCCCGGCCGUGCGGGGCUGGGUGGUGCUGCCCGCAUCCCGCAGCCGCCCGCUGUCAGAGCUGCCGCCGGGCCGCGGGCCGCGGGCGGGCGCGCAGAAGCGGCUCGUGUCGUGGCGGUCGCUGGCGGCCACCGUGGUGCUGGGCGGGGGGCUGCUGGCCGGCAUGAAGCUGAUGAAGCGGCAGAAGGAGGAGAAGCUGGAAAAGGAACGAAACCGAGGCAUUGGGAAGCCGCUCCUGGGAGGGCCCUUCUCCCUCGUCAGCCACGAGGGACAGCCCAGGACCAGCAAGGACUACAUUGGCCAGUGGGUGCUGAUCUACUUUGGCUUCACUCACUGCCCUGACAUCUGCCCUGAUGAGCUGGAGAAAAUGAUUGCAGUGGUAGAUGAAAUUGAUCGAAUUCCAUCUUUGCCUAAUCUGACCCCACUCUUCAUCACCAUCGAUCCUGAGAGGGACAACCAAGAAGCCAUUGCCAGAUAUGUUAAAGAAUUUUCUCCCAAGCUGGUGGGAUUGACUGGUAGCAAGGCACAGAUUGACCAAGUGGCUAAAGCGUACCGUGUGUACUACAGCGAAGGGCCCAAGGAUGAGGACAACGAUUACAUAGUGGAUCACACAAUAAUCAUGUACCUCCUCGGCCCCGAUGGUGACUUUGUGGACUACUAUGGCCAGAGUAAGAAGAGUACUGAGAUUUCAUCUUCUAUUGCUGCACACAUGAGAAAAUACAGAUCCUAAAACAGAAGGUCCUCAAAGAUUGCUGUGAAUGUCACCUGUGGGUUUGGCUGUGAUUGGACACUGGAGUUAAAACAGAAGCACACAAGUGUAACAUCCCAUCAAGCCGGUCUCCUUCCAAAUAAGAAAGGUUAUCCAUGUUUCUGCAAAUUCCCAUUACCAAAAAUCUCUACAGAGCCUUCCCCAUGGAUACAAUUUUCAACAAGAUCUUGGGUACAGAAUAAAAUUUGGGACUUGUCUGAAACAGUGCUGGGAGCAAAGGAUGGAAAGCACUUUUUACUUGAAAAGAACGUGUGUGUUGCUGGGAAAAUACUGCUGGUAAAAAAAAAUUGCUGGUCUGGCAAGGACAGCAGCCACUGCAGGAGCAUUGCUUGAUGCAAAGCCAUUACUGGAUGGGGCCAUGGCAUUCUCAGAGGAGCUCUGCCCUCUGGUUUCUCUGCACUGUUUUGCCUUCUAGGAGAGGCAGCUGCACUAUUAGAAGCAGGGGAGCCUUAAGAGUGCUUCUUUAUCCAGGUUAAGAAGGUGAAGAGCAUUGAAAGCACCAGCUGCUUCCAUGCAUGGGACCAGCCCUGUAGCAAGCCUGUUCUUUUCAUCUGAAUGCAGAAAUGAGAUGUAUUUUUUUGGUGGUUUUUCCAGGUGAACACUGUUCACUUAUAAGGAGAAGAGAAUUGGGAUGCAAAUAGCUUUUUCUUCUGGUGCAAAUGAUGGUGUGUGUAGUUGCUCUGCUUGUGCUAGGGGAAGUGGGGAGGGUGAAGGGGGCCUGUGUCCAUGCACAGGGCUUGCAAUCAGAUACAUUUUAUGCAGUGCAGCAUUUGAAAAUAAAGAUUGAUUUGUAUA